Molecule: messenger RNA, 1956 nt
Organism: Schistocerca serialis cubense
Lineage: Eukaryota; Metazoa; Arthropoda; Insecta; Orthoptera; Acrididae
Exons: 7
Coding region: 446-1162 (238 amino acids)
Source: RefSeq, a predicted model, not a curated record
GCGGUGCGGGCCCGCUAUCGGCAGGCAGCCCGCGCCGAGGCGAACGAGCGCGCGCGCCCGCGAUAAUCACCGCCGCAAGGCCGGAGUGGGGGAUGAUAGUGGCCAACAAUCUCUCUUCUCGUGCCCAGCUGGGCCUAGUUUUUCCCCGGGUUCGGAGGCGGGAGGUCGCAGGACCGAUCGCCGCCGCGGCCGGGCCGCUCCGCGACUCGCUGCGAAGGGAUGCCUUCCCCCGAGAGGAGACGUCGCCGCGUCGGAGGGCGACGACCGCGCGGCCGCAGUCAGUGAUAGCUCCAGAGUGAUUGUGAAGUGAAUUCGUGGCAGUGCGUCACCUUCCAGGAUCAGUGAUGUGCGUAGCGAGGCGUGGAACUACGUGAGAGAAACACCGACGAACCGGACCCCGACAGGCUCUGUCGCUGAGCCGAGCACUCCCACCACCUCCAUCGAGAUGGGGGUGGACUUCCUGGUGUCUCCGCGGUGCUACCAGCUGUACGCCGCCGCCCUGAAGUCGAGCCAGUCGUCGGUGCCGGAGGACUGGAAGGAGCAGCUGGCGAGGGCUGUGGAGGACCUGCCGGAGGACGCCACGGUGCACGAGCUCAUCAAGACCGUCGCCGCCCUCUCGCCGGACCGCGCGCGCACCCUCAUACAGGUGCUGGAGGAGGAGGUGUCGGUGAUGGAGGACGUGGUGGACCACGAGGCGCUGGAGCGGAUCAAGCGCAUACGGCGCGAGCAGCAGACGGAGAUGAAGGCGCUUGCGGCAACGGCGAAGCAGACGCGCGUCGCGGCUCUGGAGGCAUACCGCCAGCUGAUGACCCACUACCCGACCUUCCAAUGGGACCCCUACUACAGCGACCCCAACUACCUGCAGAACCUCGUCUACGAACGGGAUGCCGAGGAGAGAAGAGCAGAGCAGGAGAAAGUGGAGGAUACAAUUGAGCAGAACCUGGCAGAGAAGAAAUUCUUGAUGGCUGAAAUUCAAGAACUGCGAGAGCAGCGGGCAGUUCUGCAGAGCCGCAUGGAUGACGGCUGCGAACUCGACCUGGAGGAGGAACUCCGCAAGGCGCGCCGCGAGAACCAGCUGCUGCGCGACCACUACACCCACCUCUGCAGUCUUGUUGAACAGCAGGAACCAAGAAGCCCAUGUUCACCUUCAAGUGAUUACUAAGUGAUCUCAAAACAGACUUGAGUCAGCGAUGCAGUCUUCCUCUUGAUGUUCUCUUGAGAAUUGCUGUAAAAAUAUGUCUUCAUAUGCUUAGUGCUUGUCAAAUCAUAUGUUAAAAGUAGCAGUAAUACAAAUACUUACAGAAAUUUAAAAAACAUUUUCUAUUUUAAUUAAUUUAUAGUGUAUACUGGAAAUUCUGUUGCUAUUACAACUACAUAUUUCCGCACCAGUACUAUAAUGACCGUCUACUGAUAGUACUCAUAAUCUUGAUAUAUACUAGGACCUAUUCCUUUUCAGUUCUAAAAUUAGAAUCAUUACUAUGUGUCACAAAAUAUUACAAAUGCACUCAUUUAUCAUUUGUAUGCAGUUGUUUUAUUCUGGAUCAUAUAAACGCAAUCGAAACAGGCCUUGGAAGAUCCAAUAGCACCGAUUUACUGUUGUGUUAGCCUUGGGCAAUAGGCAUCACAGGACACAAAUUUGGAGGGUCAUGUGGUCAGCAAACUAUGCUCCCAGCUGUUGUCAGUUUUUAUGACUGGAGUUGUUACUUCUCACUUAGGACGCUGUAGCUUCUUAAUUGUCAUCACAAGGGCUCAGUGCACCCCAUUUGCCAAAAGUGCUUGGAAGUCCCAGAUGGUCACUCACCAAGUGUUAACCAACCCCAGCACUGUUGGAUCAUGUUAAUAAAAAAUAUCUAUGAAAUGAAUUUGAAUAAUCUUCCUUUAGCAAUAUUUAUUCUGGAUGAAAUGUAGCAAUGCAUUUGUAUGUCCAUUGCAAAAUAUGACCCAGAUUCAAGAAAA